AUGGACCAAGAAACAACACCCCCAUCACAACCCCCCACCAUCAAGAAGCCCACUCGCCAUGAAAAAGGCGGCAAGAGGCCAUCCCCCAAGACUCUCAACCCGCUCCAGAUUGGCAUCCAAGACUUUGUGAGAAACAAUAUCGCCCCAGAAACACUGUCCCAAUAUGGCCUCUCACCAGAGACGCUACAAUCCAAUCUCCCAAAACGCUUCACGGUCUACGAGCCCAUGCUCCUCCUCCCCGUGAACGCCUUCAGCAGCCCCCCAGCUUGGAGCGCCCUGUACCAAUCCCUAACCGCUCCACAGCAACAGGCCCUCUACGCCUCACUCGUAAAGGCCUUCAGUCGCAUGGGCGUAACGCAUAUCGCCAUCAACGCGCCCAUCGCGCCCACAGACACGCAAGGCCACGAGAACCGCAUGCGCAGUCCCGCUGGCCUCGUCCCACUGUACGGCGACUUUGGGCCUCCUGCUACUACUGGUGCUACUAGUACUAUUUCUCCCGCUGGCGAAGAGGGCCAGCCGAGCGAUGAGGACCUGGAACGGGCGUUCUGGGUGCGCACGAUACAGAACCAUGGGAUUGUGCAGAUCUGGGCCCCGCUCUAUACGAUGUUCUCCCGCGGGAACGUUACGGAGAAAGCGCGGGUUUUGGGCCACGGGGCCCCGUUCGAGGGGUUGGAGGUGGCCCAGUUGGAUGGGCAGGCCGUUUCGGAUGUGGGUGUUGUGGAUAUGUAUGCUGGGAUCGGGUAUUUUGUGUUUUCGUAUCUGAAACGGGGGGUGAGGCGAGUUUGGGGGUGGGAGAUUAAUGGCUGGUCGGUUGAGGGGCUUCGACGCGGGUGUGAGGAGAAUGGCUGGGGGUGUAGGGUUGUUAGGGUCCAGGAGGAUGGAGGGUUGAGUGAGAGUAUGCGGGACUUGGUGGGCAGUUUGAAGGAUACUGAUCGGGUCGUUCUCUUUCAUGGAGAUAAUCGGUUUGCGGCGGACAUUUUGAGGGAGAUUCGUGAUGUUAUGGAGGGGAGGGGGGAAUGGAAUUGCAUUCGUCAUGUCAACUUAGGGCUUCUUCCGACGUCUGUUGAUGCUUGGGGGAAUGCGUGCAGGAUGGUUGAUGCGGAGUUGGGGGGUUGGGUCCAUGUGCAUGAGAAUGUGGACGUGCGCGAGAUCGAGCAGAAGAAGGGGCUUAUCACGGUGGAGUUUGGGAGGUUGCGGGCUGAAGCUCUUGGGAUGCGGGAUGUUGCUGCACCGGCGGAAUGUCGCCAUGUCGAACAAGUGAAGACUUAUGCGCCGGGAGUUAUGCACUGCGUUUAUGAUAUGAAGCUGCUGGCUUGCAGUGAGUUGCAGCAGAAGACCGCACGCUGA
Messenger RNA from Aspergillus pseudonomiae, 1347 nucleotides. RefSeq names its product tRNA(Phe) (4-demethylwyosine(37)-C(7)) aminocarboxypropyltransferase. Gene Ontology annotation, cellular component: cytoplasm. Lineage: Eukaryota; Fungi; Ascomycota; Eurotiomycetes; Eurotiales; Aspergillaceae. The record is from RefSeq and is a predicted model, not a curated record. The transcript has a single exon. The coding region runs from base 1 to 1347 and encodes 448 amino acids. Gene Ontology annotation, molecular function: tRNA methyltransferase activity; S-adenosylmethionine-dependent methyltransferase activity. Gene Ontology annotation, biological process: wybutosine biosynthetic process; tRNA methylation.